AUGAACCGCGAAAUCCCUGGCUAUUACUAUGAUAAUGAGAAAAAAAAGUAUUUCAAGAUCGAAAGGACGCAUACGGCGCCCUCGUCAGCUGCCUGGUCGUCGGAUGCCGUGAAAAGGCGCAAAGUUGAGCACGAGGCUCAAAAACUCGCUGAGCACCAAGCGGACCAAAUAAAGAGACACAUCAAGCGCCAUUUCGUUGCUGGACAUACAGUCACGUCCGCACUUCUAACGAGGGAGAUUGGACUUCCCUAUGUCACCGAGAGAGGCCGCAGUAGAGUAGAGGAUGAAGACCUUGGUGCUGCAGCGUGGGCAAGAGGCUCAGUGGCCAAAGGCAACGUCCCUUUUGCACCAAGCUUUGCAAGAGAGCGACGUGCAAAUAUGCCGUGCUUUUAUGUCUCCGGGGACGAUGAGAAGACCGGUCUAGGGGCUUCCUAUGCCACUUUGGAUGAGGAGACUUUGGUGGGAAGCUAUAUCCCUACAGAUGAGAAUGACGAAAUUCAUUUCUCACGAGAAGCACCCAGUUCUUCUGGCAGAACCCUAUCAUUCCGUACAGAGGCGGUACGAUGUCCACAGAUGUCAUCAAUCAAGUAUCAUCAGCCUUCACAUACAAUACUCUUGACUUCACGCGAACCUGACAACACCUGCGGAAUAUACUUCUUUUCACCACGACUGUCAAACCAUAGGGACACCGAUCGCCCGCAAUGGCUGCUUGGCGAAUCAAUUCUCUACCAGAGAGUCGCUGUCCCUAAUGAGGGACGUGGUGAAUGGAUGGUUCACAAUAGCACGCCAGCACCUUCAUCUUCGGACCUUAUUUGUGUUGCUAGCUCUAACAGAGGCCUCCUUAGAAUGCAUUCCGAAGGGAGCGUCUCGGUGGUGGCUCCAAGAGCCGCUCAAAACGGUAUACAACUCCCACAAGAAACGUUUGCGCAAGAUUUCCAAGAGGGGAACCACAACGUUGUGUUCACUGGCGGGAGGCAACCCAGACUUUGGAUAACAGAUCUUCGCGCCCCUGAACCGCAAUGGUCGUUUGCAAAUCAUGCAAGCUCCAUCUCCCACAUCAAGAGUGUAAACCCACAUCAAGUGCUGGCAUCGGGAUUGAAGAGCUCGAUGGCUCUCUACGACGUACGCCAUCUUACAAGUGACCCACGUGGAACAAAGCCACUACUGUAUUUUAACGGGCACCGCAACGAGGCUCAUUUUCACAUUGGUUGGGAUGCCAGUCCGGAGCUGAACGUCGUUGCUGCGGCACAGGACAAUGGGACAAUAAAGCUCUUUUCACUGAAAUCGGGCCAUCAACUACGUUGUUCAGCUGUUGGGACUAUUCACGUUGAUUCGCCCGUCAAGGCGCUGAUGUUCCAGAGGAUGCCCAGGGAAAGAAUGCCCAGUCUUUUUGUCGGGGAGGGGCCUUUACUAAGGAAGUUUUCUUUUGGAAUACGGGACUGGGGUGAUGAGGCGUGA
Molecule: messenger RNA, 1458 nt
Organism: Fusarium proliferatum ET1
Lineage: Eukaryota; Fungi; Ascomycota; Sordariomycetes; Hypocreales; Nectriaceae
Exons: 5
Coding region: 1-1458 (485 amino acids)
Cellular component (GO): Cul4-RING E3 ubiquitin ligase complex
Molecular function (GO): protein binding
Source: RefSeq, a predicted model, not a curated record